AUGCGUCUCUCUACUCUCUUCCUCGGUGCUUCUUCAGUUCUUCUCGCUGCCUCACCCGGAUUCGCGAAACCCAUCGACGACGGACUCAGCAAGAGGCAGUCGUACAGCAAUGAACGCAUGACCUACUACGAAGUCGGCGGCGCUGCCGGAGCUUGUGGUCAGACGCACUCUGACAGUGAACACGUUGUCGCUCUCAACGCUGCUCAAUACGGCUCCGGUGGAGAUUGCGGCCGUUCAAUCACCAUCUCGUACAAGGGCAAGUCGACCUCCGCUACCAUUGUGGACAAGUGCCCCGGCUGCCCCAACGGAGGCCUCGAUAUCUCGCCCAGCCUCUUCAGCUACUUUGCUGACGAGUCUGUCGGUGUGAUCUACGCAGACUGGAAGUUCAACUAA
Stereum hirsutum FP-91666 SS1 is the source of this 393-nucleotide messenger RNA. RefSeq lists its product as uncharacterized. Bases 1 to 393 code for a protein of 130 amino acids. NCBI's taxonomy places the organism in Eukaryota, Fungi, Basidiomycota, Agaricomycetes, Russulales, Stereaceae. The transcript has 5 exons. The record is from RefSeq and is a predicted model, not a curated record.